Messenger RNA from Ostrea edulis (European flat oyster), 3650 nucleotides. RefSeq names its product toll-like receptor 3. Gene Ontology annotation, cellular component: membrane. Gene Ontology annotation, biological process: toll-like receptor signaling pathway; immune response. Lineage: Eukaryota; Metazoa; Mollusca; Bivalvia; Ostreida; Ostreidae. The transcript is spliced from 2 exons. The record is from RefSeq and is a predicted model, not a curated record. Bases 149 to 2785 code for a protein of 878 amino acids. Gene Ontology annotation, molecular function: transmembrane signaling receptor activity; protein binding.
CUGACGAUUCUUUUGGACGUGUCUGUAGAUCGUAGCCGUUUUCUGAAAGCGAACUUGACCGGAUUUUCCCGUCUGACUAACACGCAGACUAAAAAGGAGCCAAGUUCAAUAUUGUGCCAUAGUUUCUGCGAAGAGCGACGGUGAGAUUAUGAGAUUGGUAUUGUUCACCAGCGUUUGUCUUUUGCUCGCAGAAGUAGCAUGGACCGAUCAUUGUCCUGCUCGUUGUUUCUGCAACAAGGCACUGACUUCAGUCAAUUGUGAAGGGAAACAGUUCAUGACGCCACCAAAAGAUAUUCCCAAAUCCGUAGAAAAAUUGUAUCUUCAACACAAUGAAAUCGCAGACCUAGAGCAGGGUUCCUUUAGUGAGCUACCCCAGCUGCAAGAACUGUAUCUGCAAAAUAAUAAACUGUCUGUGAUCAAGCCGAUGGCAUUUUCAUGGAGUCGCUUUCCGAGUUUGAAAUUGAUCCGGCUCGACAACAAUCACAUCAGCACAUUGGAAAUGAAUGCUUUUUUCAACCUUACAACCCUCAAUAUCACAUAUCUAACAAACAAUUACAUAUCAUCUAUAAAUCCCCAGGCUUUUUAUGGAUGUUUAAGACUGACAUUCUUACAGCUGGCACAGAACGAUCUGAUGUCCAUUCCGGCUCUACAGUCACUACCAGGACUGCAACAACUCAGUUUACAAGGAAACAGUAUCACAAACGCGUCUUUCCCUGCGAGUUACGAGGAAUCAACGGCACUUGCAACCAUAGGACUUAGCGCAAAUAAGAUAGAUAAUCUGACCAGCGAGACAUUUAUGAGUCUAAAGAAUAGUUCUGUGAGGAAGCUGGAACUAUCCAGAAACAAAAUUACCGAUAUUUCCAGUGGGGCUUUCUUGCCUUUAACAAAACUUGUAUCGCUGGUUAUCAGCUUGAAUCCCUUAACGGCCACAAAAUUACAUAUUGGACUGCAGGGUCUCCGAUCGUCCGCCUUUCGUUCACUUAACAUUGCCAGACUUGAUCUUGGAGGACGAUUACCGUCAUCCACGUUUGCCCUUCUAAAUGGGACAGGUUUGAAACAGUUGCUAAUGAGUAACAACAAAAUUAAUCAACUACCCAGUCGAGCCUUUGCUACUUUGAAGAAUCUAGAGCAGAUCGACCUGCACAGCUGCGCAAUUCAGAAAGUAGACAACGAUACGUUUGCUGGCCUACUUUCUCUGACCAAUCUAAACCUUGCCGAUAACAUAAUUGAAAAGGUUCCAAUAAAUCUUCCAUCCACGCUGAGUCUACUAUAUUUGAACGGUAACAAAAUUGCAGCUCUUGGUGAAAAUGCUUUUGUGAAUUUAGCGUCUUUAAAGAAUCUUUACCUCGGAGGGAACAAAAUUUCAGAGGUGAACAGAUUUGCAUUCCGAGGUUUAGUAAGCCUACAGAAAUUACAUCUCGUCGCUAACAGUAUUAAUAGUCUAGCUGCUGAAUUGUUUACUCCAUUCGGAAUGCUAGUUUCAUUGGAACUGAACAAAAACAAUUUGAAAACAAUCCAAAAUUCUCCAGACAUAUUUUCGUACAUGACAUCUUUGCAGUAUCUUUCGCUGGCAGAUAAUGGUUGUAGUUCUAUGCCGUUGGAAUCCUUCAAACACUUGCAAUCGUUGAAAUAUUUAAUUCUAGAUGGGAAUAACCUUGGACGUCUAAUAGGGAGUGACAGAUCGGGGACUAUGUUUGCUGGACUAAACAAGUUGCAAAGACUUACCUUAUCGAAUAACUUUCUUGUUGAUAUUCCUGGUCAACUGUUUAAAGAUCUUAUUUCCCUACAGAUUCUCAACAUGAAGAACAACAGAAUAUCUGGCUGGGACAAUGUAUUAUUCAAGCACACUACCGCGAUGAAGAAUCUUGACCUCAGUUACAAUACCAUUUCCUUGGUUAAUUCGUCGUCACUUGAAGACCUCUCCAGUAAUAACAAUUUUCAAAUGCUCAAUCUCAGCAACAAUCCGUUUGCAUGUACAUGUGACCUCCGCUGGUUCAGAGAUUGGGUGAAUCAAACGAGGGUAACAGUUGCGAACGUCGAGAAGUAUAUCUGCAACAGUCCAAUCGAGUGGAAGGGAAGGCAUUUCUUGUCGUUUGAUCGGACGAAAAUAAACUGCAUAUGGUUUAAUCUGUAUUUUGUGACUGGAGUCUCUAUUGCUUCUGCGCUUGUUGUCUUGAUCAUUUGUGUUGUGAUGUACAAGAAAAGAUGGUGGAUCCUGUAUAAAUGUUACCGUCUGAAUUCUUGGUGUUGCGCAUCCCGCAACACCAAAGAAGGGUACCAGGCGAUAAAUGGUGUAAAUGGAGAUGGAUGGACCUUCGACGCCUAUAUAUCUUACGCAGAAGACGACUACAGAUGGGUUGUUAAUCACCUCCUCCCUGAUAUUGAUUCGGGUGAACUAGAUAGACCAUUCAACGGACAGUUCAGAUUAUUCUUCAGUGACCGAGACUCUGUGCCGGGGAGCAGCGUGAUUUCCAGCAUAUCUGACAAUAUGGAGAUUAGCAAAAAAGUCAUCAUUGUCCUGACCAAAAAGUAUCUGUCCAAUGCACAACACAAAUUUGAAAUUGAUCUUGCCGUGCAGUUGAAAUUCGAAGGCAUCAUCAAUGAUAUCAUAGUGGUCAAUGUAGAAGGCGUACCUUUCAUGCGAAUUCCUCAAUCACUGCAAAGGAAAGUCUCGAGAGAAGAGUUUUUGAUGUGGGAGAAUGAAGAGAAUGCAAGAAAUGUUUUUAAGGAUCAACUGAAACGAGAACUGAGUAAGGUUGUGAAGGCUACGGAAGUCGUAGUGUGAGAGCUAUUCCAUAUGACUUAAUGAUACAAAAUCGUUUUCGUUCUUGGGGAAAAUAAUUCUUAUUUCAUGUGGUAAUGAAGUUUACACGUAGUUUGUUUGUACAUUGUGUUAUGUGCCAUUCUAGAAUAGUUCACUUCUGUAGAGACGUCACCAGCUGUAGAUGAAGUGCCACAAAGUCUGACCUUUGCCUGGCGCUCAGAGCCGUAACAGGGAGGGUUCUUUAUGGUGCCAACGCCUACUUUUAUAAUGAACCUCCGUUGAAAGGUCAUAUCCGUAAGAAUGUCGGGCGCGCUUGCGCUUGAUGAAGAAACAUUCACUACCUAUGUAUUAUGUGACAUGACGCGGGGAUCGAACCCGGGCCUGCCGGUUACGCAGCGAACACCCUCACCACUAAGCUGCGACCACGUAGUAAAAGUGUGUCUAAGUCAGCGAACACCCUCACCACUAAGCUACUGCGACCACGUAGUAAAAGUGUGUCUAAGUCAGUUUUUAUAGACACGAUGUAAUCAUGAAUAUGAACAUGUAGUACAUGCAAACAUAUGUAAUCUGUAUAUCUAACGGGUAUACUGCAACGCUGAAUAAUGUAAAUAUGUAUAAAGACGGGAGUAACUUUUCCGUGUUAAGGCUAUUUGAAUACCUUUUUCGUGGUUUGUUACUUGUAUUGGCGUUAUGAUGUAAAAUGUUUCACAUUGAUCAUGUUACUUUUUUCUUCUAGGAAAAACAAUACACAAUGCUCCAUCUAUUGAAAAAACACAGGCUUUUGUUUAAUAAACUUGUAAAUAUUCCAUCAUAUACCGGUGACCAUGAAAUUUUGUCAAAUCCAUCAAUAUACUAGACAAUAAACUCGAUCACUUUCAUAAUAAAA